Molecule: messenger RNA, 10063 nt
Organism: Carcharodon carcharias (great white shark)
Lineage: Eukaryota; Metazoa; Chordata; Chondrichthyes; Lamniformes; Lamnidae
Product: ubinuclein-2-like
Exons: 17
Coding region: 105-3923 (1272 amino acids)
Cellular component (GO): nucleus
Source: RefSeq, a predicted model, not a curated record
GAGGGGAGGGGAGCGGGGCUUUGAUCGCGUUACAACGGCCUGGAGCCGGCCCUGGCCCCGGCCUCGGCCCCAGGCCUGGCGCGGCAGGCUCGGCCCGCGCAGACAUGACAGAACCGCGGAGGGUGGCCUUCAACACCGUGCCCGCGCCUGCCGACGCCGUGCCCGCGCCUCCCACCGCCACGACUAAGAAGAAGAGGCGAGAGGAGCGGAGCGGCUCGACUCCGGCUAAUGUACGCUUCGGCCUGCGGCUGAGUGAGCCAAGCGACCGGAGCCACACCGAGUACAACUACAACGAGCUGCUACGAGAGGCCAAGAGAAAUUUUGCCAAUCCUGAUGAUCCCUUCAACAAUGAAGAGAAGGAGAGAAAAGAAGUGGAAGCUUUAGCAAAGAAACUUGAGGAAAAAUACGGUCAAAAGAAUCACAAGCGACGGAAAGACCGCAUGCAGGAUUUAAUUGACAUGGGGUACGGUUACGAUGACACAGAUCCAUUCAUUGACAAUUCUGAAGCGUAUGAUGAAUUGGUGCCGGCCUCCCUGACAACAAAAUACGGAGGAUUUUACAUAAACACAGGAACUUUACAGUUCCGGCAGACGUCCGACACUGAAGAUGAAGAUAUGGUGGGAAAGAAAAGACUGAAAUCACCAAAAAGACAAAAAUUAAAAGAUGGAGAAGACAGGGUGGUGAAAAAACAAAGAAAGAAGGACGAAAGUGGGUUGAAAGAGAAGAAGUCAAGGAAGCUGAAGGUUUCAAAGGAGUCUGGAGUGGUGGCCCUCAACGCUGACAAACAUAAAAAGAAGCGGAAAAAUCACAGUGACGCCUUGUCGUUGGCUGAAAUGCUCAAAAAGUUCCAGAAGGAGAAAGAAGCCAUGAAGAAGCAGGAAAUCACCUUGAAACCUCCACCCUCCUCUCAGGUCGCUGAGCAGGCUGCAAAGAACUCUGGCUGUUCCGAAAUCAGCCUGACCGCCUCUGACCAGGUCUUUGCAAUUCUAGGGAACUCCAACGAGAAUGACCUUCUUCAGGAAGCCGCCAAUGCCAUGGAGUUGCUUGGGGACCUGGACAUAGAUAAGCUGCUGGCGGAGACGCCAAGCGGAAGCCCAGCCUCUGAAACUGAGGAAAAUAGCAAUACCGCAAUGUCCUCAAGCUUCACCUUCCUGGCCCAGAGCCAGAAGCAAGUGUCUGAGUUGCCAGUGGGGUUACCUGCCCAGCUUGAGAAACGGAUCCAUGAUCUUAAGGCACUAUGCGCUGUACAUUCAAACAACGAAACCUAUGCUAGCAAGGUCCCUGAAGGGGAAGGAAAGAAGAAAUUCUUCACCCCGGAUAUUAACACCAUCCUUCUGGACAUUGAGCUACAAAUGCAGGAGUUGAAUGUGACACUGCGUUCAGGAGUGUAUGGUUUCCUGGCCUCCUUCCUGCCUUGCAGCAAGGACACGCUAAUGAAACGUCUGAAGAAACUACAUCUCAACGAGCAGGACGAGCGGUUACGGGAUCCGACACAGAAGCUGAAGGAAGCAGUGGCAAAUGUGAUGCCAGCUCAGCUGAUAAAAUACCAGGAAGAACUGCAAGCACAUACGCAGGCCCGGUUUGCCAAAAUGGCGUCCGAAGAGGACCGAGACAAAAAUGCCUCUGAAGAGGAAGAUGACGAUAAGCCAGGCCGAAGAGUCAUGGGACCACGGAAAAAGUUUCUUUGGAAUGAUUACGUCAGGGACCUACUGUGUAACCUGGUGAAGAUAAAACUGGGAUGUUACGAACUGGAGCAAAACAAAUCACAGUCAGCAGAGGAUUAUCUGAAGGCUUUUAUGGAGACUGAGGUGAAACCUAUCUGGCCCAAAGGCUGGAUGCAAGCACGGAUGCUGCUUAAAGAGAGCAAGAGAGUGCACAAUCAUCUAACCGCCACACCGGCUAAGAAGAAGGUAAUAUUAGCCCCAAAACCUAAAGUAAAGGACUCAAGCCCCAAGAAAGAGCAGAAACUCACUACUGCAGGCAGCACUGGUCCGAAAGUGCUGCCUAUGAGUAACGUCGCGCCUAUCAGCAUCUCAAGGUCCAGUUGUAAUCAAAACCGGGAAACUAUUUACCUGGACGACUCUCUGGAUGAAGAUCUGUCCCUUAAGCCCCCUUCUCUCGAAUCGGUGUCGGAUGCAUUGUCUGUCUUCAACAAUUCGGCCAAGAUCGGCAGGAUUGUAAAUAACUCUGUUCCCCCUGCACCUCGACCUCAGCCUGUGGCGAAGGAAGAUAAAAAGGUCAUAGCCAAGGUCACACCUCUAGUUCUUUCCCCAAAAGCAGCCUCCUUUUCCCCAAAGUCAGCCACGCCGUCACCGAAAGCAACUGCGCCCCAGCCGAAAGCAGUCGUGCCAUCUCCGAGAGCAGGCACGCCGUCCCCAAAAGCAGCCACGCCGUCUCCGAAACCAGGCAUGCCGUCUCCGAAAGUGCCCACGCUUUCUCCUGUCCCUUUGACCUUCAGUCAUUUAUUUGGCCACAGUUCGGGCACCAAGAAAUCCCAGGAAGGGUCCCGACCAGGGAUGACCAGCUUGAUCGCCGGCUACACCACACCUUCGUCCCAAACACCCAAACCCCCCCCAGUGACUUGCACGGCCAAGCAGCACCAGCCAGGAUUGCAGAGGCUGAGCCAGUCACAGGCCCAAUCCGCCAAACAGCAAUCCCAGUCCAGCAUGCACCUCAACAGCCUUGUGUCACACCCCCAAAUUUCUGCCGGCAAAACGCACCAAAAUCCGGUAGUAAAGUUGAACGCCUGUCCACAGCACCUGCUCCCCAGUCAUAUGCCACAGUUGUCAGAGAAGUCGACUGCCUACCCGACGUCCUUUUCUCCCUCGGCCACCAGCAGCACCCAGGUUUCUCACACUGCAGUGUCUCGGACCAGUUCCAGCCCGUCUACCUCUAGCGAUUACACGCCCAAAGCCACAGUGCCCUCGAGCACCUCGGCCCAAGGCUUUAAACCUCCCUUCUCCAUGGCUGGCCCACUCAAGCCCACAGCCCCUUCAAGCACCGUGAACCAGAAUGUGUCGACGGGGUCAAGUAGUCUGACCGGGACUCCAGCCAGCAGGCAAAGCAGCGGUAAACACUCUGGCAGCCCAUCCGGCAGCAGGCAGUCGCCUUCCGGAUCGACCGCCAGUCAGCAGCAGUCAGCAGCUCUUGUAAAAAAAACCUCAGUGCCUCAGAAACUGGCCAGCCCGCUGGGUGCUGGGACUCUUGGCAGAAGCACCACAGCCGGAACUGUCAGCCGUGGCAGCUUGAGCGUGAGCGGGGCGCCCGUCAGGAGCAGUGGAACUGUCGGUAGGAGCAGCGUCGCUGGGGCAGUGGGCAUCGGCACCACAAACCGCAGCACCACGAGCCCGAAUGUCUCUGUCAGUCGGACUGGGUCUCUCAGCAAUUCAGCUGCUAAUAGGAGCAGCCCUAGCGGAACUGUCAGUAGGACUAAUGUGAGUGGGGGGCCGGGAAGUGGUGCUCAGGUUGCUAUAAAAAUGCUGCCCUCCCUACACAGGCCCCCCUCUGGCUCAGGAUCAUCAACUGGUAUCCAGGCAACUGCUGGAUCGACCUUAUUGGCAAACACGUCACCUCUGACUCUAAUGACAUCGCCCCUGAAUGUAACGAAUCUGAACGCUACGUCAGCGUCUCUGAACUCAGCAGCAGCGUUCAGCAUGUUGGGCGGUCUUGUUCCCGUUUCCCUGCCCUUCCAGCUCCCGCUCAACCUGCUCAGCUUCGCUUCAGAAUCAGAUGUCUCCACCACUGCGCCUACUGGAUCUACCUCAGUCACGUUCCAGCACAACUUAACGCAAAGUAUUUUGAAAGGUUUGCAGUCUGGUUCUACACAGCUUUCCCGAUCAAGUGUGCCAGCCCACUUACAACAGGCCUACACAGAUGGCAACCAAAGCCAGGGAGACUCUUCAAAGGUCCAACGGAAAUCAUAAUGACUUCUGAAUCCUCCGCAAGGUCGCAGUGGACAGCAUCACAUGGGAUUUGUUGGACUGAAGUUUCCCAAUUGGUCUAGUUGCCUCCACCAAUUAGGAGGCCUCUUGCUGGGUACAUGACUGAGGGUGUUUUCCUUUUGUUAAGUUUAUAACACUUCUGACCCAGAACACUGUGGAAAAGGGAAAAAUUUACUGAGUUGAAUUGAUUUGCAAAUGGGACCUAAUUGAACCCGACCGAGUCUGACGGGUCCGUUAGCUUAUCCGCUAACUGGGAUGACUUCAGCCAUGCCUGAGGAACAGUUCAAUGGUUUAAAAGACUAAUCGAAAUGGUUAAAUGGGAUUCCAAAGCAAGGGGUCAUUCAAAAAAGCACAGUUUUUAUCACAAAAAUGUGUAUAGAGCAGCCAUGGGUCCCAUGGGAGUGGAACCGAGCAGAGAGGAAGCCUGGGGCUAGGGGGAGUGAGGCAAGGGGGAGCAAGAGAGUGAAAUCUGGGGCCUGGGGGAGUGAGGCCUGGGGCCAAGGAAGCAAGGCUGGCAGAGCCUGAGGCCAAUGGGAGUGAAGUAUGGGGCCCAAGGCUGUGUAAGGAGUAAGGCUGAAGAUCUGUCAGGAGUUCAAGCCAAGUGACUGUUUUUUAAUGUUCUAUUUAUCCAAUACCCAGUGGGCCUUAUGUACAGAAGAUGGUGAGACAUUGGAAUGAAGGACAGGAAAGGUAGGGGUGAUGGUUUUGAGGGAGUGGGGAGGUACCUUAACCUAGUGGGCAAAAUUUGAGGUGCUAAGAGGGCUGUAAAUCAGUCUCACAAGGUCAUGAUAUCUAACCCAUCCUCAGGCAGGUCAGUCUUUGACCGGAAUACCCUCAAAACAGGACUUGAUUAUUAUCACAUAAUUAACAAUUCUGCAGAUCAGAAAUUACUGAUUGGCAGGGGCAAAGUAAAAAAUUGGUUUGUCGCAAGACCUGUACAAGCUACUUCGAGAAGAUCUUUGGCAGCCCAGGAUCAACUUAUAAUGUAAUUCAACCCUUUCUAUUCUGUGGCAGUCUAUGCCACGUGGACUGUACUGGCUGAAUGGCCACCAGUAACUGUGGGGAUUCCUUCUGGCCAAACUUCGGGGAUGGAAGGAUCACGUAGUGGGUGUCAGGGGCUUCUUAAUUCAUGUUGUGAUAUACACCUGCAAUGUUUGGGAUUCUUGGUGUAAUGUGAUGGGGGCCUUUAAUUAACUUGCACCCAAGCAGUUGCAUUUCUUGACAAAAGCCCUGAGAUUGUACAGUGUGGUGAUUAACAUUCUCCCCCACAGGUGAAGCAUUAAACUAUGUUGCUGCCAGCUUAAAGCAUCUGCCCUUCUCUGAAAUUGGAGUUCGAGCUCGAGGCUUUUCCCAAGUUGGUUAAAGCUGUGCCCCAGGUUUUGAGACUGAGUCGAGGCGGCUUGGUUUUCAGUGUCACUGCCGCGUCAGUUGAUCUCGGCUGGAGCAGUGCUGCUGUCAGCUCUGCGUCCUAUGCAAUAAAGAGUGGAAGAAUAAAUUUGGGUCCUGCCCUUGGACUGAGCCAGAGUGCAUAUGUAUAUGAAGGACAACAUUGGACUGGUCUGUAACAUUCUGUGGUUGAAUAGCUUGUGAGCUCUCCCCUCCCCACGUUUGGGUGAGGUACCAGAGGCUGAAUGCCACCUGGAACACAGUACUCUAAGUUGGCGCCUUCAAGGGAGGGGAGGAGUGCAGGGAAGGGGGAGCCUUCAAGCUUCUCAUCCCCCUUUAAACUCCACCCUGUGGGAUUAAGGAACUUAUUUUGUCCACCCCUUCUUAAAAAUAAUGUUGCUUCAAAUUCCCCCAGAGUCUCUAUUGGAAAUGCUGGAGUUGUUAAAGGUCACAUCACUGAACUGGGGCCAUGAGGACAGAUGGCGAGAUUUAGUGCAUUGCAGGUCACAUCAGACACAGGGAGGGAAAUGGGUGAUGUCCUUUAUCAUUGUCUGACUAAAGGAUAUUGGGGCUCUUUAAACCAAAUCUUGCAUCUCUUCCACCUGUCUUCAAGAAACAAACGAGAGAGUGUUGAGACAUCUCCCAGACUGUUACAUUAACAUUUCCCACCUGGGUUAUGUGCAAGUGUUUUACAUCUAUAAAUAUGGUGGAGUGACUUAUACACCACAGAGAGCAGCAGAUCUGAGCACCACCACCUUACAGUAAGCACAAACUGGCUCUGCUGGUUUAAUUUUUUUCCCCCAAAGUUUCUGCUCUCUGAGUUUUUGGAUAUUCCAGCGCUCGGAGCUGACAGCGGGCUCUUGGCCUGAGGGAGGAAGUGGGGACAGAUAAACAACAGCCACUGUACACUGAAGACCAGGCAGUGCUGAGCUGCAAUGCCCCACCAGUUCAACUAACUUGCCAGCAUUCUCAGGUGAAAAAAGGCAUUCUCCCCUACUGAAGCCAUGGAACCCAGACCCGCCAACCUGAAUGAGGCGUCUGUCAGGGACAAGCAGAGAACUUCUAAUAUAUAUAAACAUGCAAACUUGAAUUUAACUGGCAAUUUGUCUUUUUUUUUUGAGGGGUGGGUAGUGUGGAGUUAGUUUUCUAAAAGCAGCUAAUUUCUGAACUAACUUUCAUUUCUCCAGAUUUGCUGGCUGUGGAACUUCUGUGCUAUGGUAUGUGGCCUGGGUUUGGGGUACUGUUACUCUGGGGCUGACCUGCAGCCUCUGGCCUGGCUAACUUCAGUCACUUUUGGUGAGUUGAGACUGUGUUCCCUACUCAAGUGUGUGGAGAAAGGCUGCUGAGGUUUGGCCUUGGCUGCUGAUUUCCAACUGGGAGCAGCUUUUUACACAUUAAAAACUCCUUCACAUUUAAAGACCUUUAUUCACAUGACAGGUCAUAAGAAAUAGGAGCAGGAGCCUGCGCUGCCAUCCAAUAAGAUCACACUGAUUGUGGCCUAAACUGCACUUUCCUACCUUGCUUCCCCCAAUGAGUAUAGGUCCAACCUUUUCAACCUUUAAUAUGAUAACCCCUUCAUCCCAGGAAUUAGCCUAGUGAACCUUCUCUGAACUGUCUCCCAUGCAAGUAUGUCCAUCCUUAAAUAAGGAGACCAAAACUGCAUAGUACUCUAGAUGCGGUCUCACCAAUGCCUUGUGCAGAUGUAACAAGACUUCCCUACUUUUAUCCUCCAUCCCCUUUGCAAUAAAAGCCAACAUUCCAUUUGCCUUCCUAAUUAUUUACUAUACCUGAAUGGUAACGUUUUGUGAUUCAGGUGCAAGAACACCCAGAUCCCUCUGUACUGUAGAAUUCUGCAGUGUUUCCCCUUUUAAAUAAUAUUCUGCUUUUCUGUUAUUCCUGCCAAAGUGGACAGUCUCACAUUUUCACUCAUGCUACUCCAUCUGCUAAAUUUUUGCCCACUCACUUAACAUAUUUAUAUCCUUUGUAGUCUCUUUGUAUCCUCACAACUUGCUUUUCUAUCUAUCUUUAUAUCAUCAGCAAAUUUGACUCCAAUACAGUCAUUGAUAUAGAUUGUAAAUAGUUAAGGCUCCAACAUUGGUAGCUGUGGCACUCUACUAGUCAGUUUGCCAAUCUGAAAAUGACCCAUUUUCCUGUUUGUUAGCCAAUCCUCUAUCCAUAGUAAUAUAUGACCCCCAACACCAUGAGCUCUUGUGCAGGUGAAGAUAGGGGGAUAUUUUUUUAGAAUAAGCUCCCCCCCCAGCAUCCUGUAGGCUGACCCACCCAACCAACCAAGCUAAGUGGGAUGUGGGUCGUGGUUGCAUUACUCUUCUGUCAGCAACCAUCCACACACUAACUCACUUCCAGCAGAUACCACUGCAAUUCGGGCUAGUGUGGUUCAAGCACUGACUCGCUCGAGUCUUGAGAAGUUCCUGAGUGACCCACAGUUCAAAAUCCCUGGACAGUCAGACGCCUUGCCAGCUUAUUCUCAAGCUGGUUUACAGCUCUGGAUGAUGGGACCUCCAGUUCCCUCCUGCUCAGUAAAUAACCAAACUAUCGAGUGCCUUGAGAAUAUUCAAUGAUGGAGAAAAGGUAAGGAAGGAGGUUGCUCUGUCCCUGCUGAUUCUACCUCCGAUUAUUUUGCUGUCUGUCUCCCUUCCAAAAGGUGACGGGGAGGAGGCCGGGUCCGUUUACUGCUGCAGCUGCCUGUGGGCAAGAUUCCAGCUGGUUUACUAUCAGAUUCAGCCCAGUGACUUGCUCCUAUAUGUAGUAACCAUUUAGAAUUCACUGAGAGUAAUGAUGUAAGCGAUACAUCCUCUCUUCAAUCAAGAUUGGUUGGGGACUUAUUAGCUGUUGCCUAUUUGGAGGCUGUCAGACAACCCAUGAUAUUCGGAAUGCAGUUGCCACCUGUAGGUGCCUCGCCGAGUCUCCCAUAGCGAGGAGGUGGACAGAAUCUAUACUGACAGCUGAGUGCUUUCCACAUGUACGAAUUUCACACGCAUCUCAGUGAUGACCUGAAUGUAAAUGAUAGAAAAUCUGCUGUUGGAUAUCUUCCCUCACUCCCUUGCCUGCAUCACAACUGGGAUACUCCCUGUUGUGUUUUACAUCAGCCCCUGCAUAAUAUAGAAAUUCUGUGCAAGUUGCAAGAGUAUCACUUGUGGGAUUCCAGGCUGGGAUAUUCCUUGUGGGAUUGAGUCAAAUUUUGAGUGUCCAGAUUGACGAGAAUCCGGAGUGAGUUGCUGGAUUACGCCUCUCCGACACUGGCCUUUCGCUGAGAUGAUGUGGAGGGAGCGGUUGGCUAAAUUGUCUGUUUUCUGCUUCCUUAAUUUGCACUAAACUUUGACCAUUUCAACGUCAGGGAUUCCAAUUGCGGAGAACCUGAGCGAUUUGGUCCCACAGCGAUGGAGUGUGUUUUCUCCCAGCCCUGCUUCAUGAUUGACUUUUUGCAACCCAACCUUCCCUACCAUGAAGCAGGUCACUCGGAAUUAACAUCACAGGAGUCCGCCCCACUCUCCAACUGAAGUUUUUUUUUAAAGAGGUUUAAAUCUUUAAUCUGCUAAAUUAACUGUUAAAUCCCUGCCUACUCCACUUCGCCCCUGUCCUAAAUAUUUAACUUUGACAAGUUUAAAAUCCAGAUGCACAGUAAAGUCACUGCAGCAUUUUAACCCGUUGACAGUUAACGCCCUCCAUCCUUUCCUGUCCCCUCCGCACCCCCAGGUGGAGGCAAGUGUUAUACAGUCAUGUAUGUGUGUGUGUGUGUCUUAGAAUGUUAGAAUAAUUUAUUAGACAGUUCUUGAGAAUUGUAAAGGAUUAAAUCUCAGGAUUUGAAUGACUGCAGCUUCAGCCUGUUAAAUUCUGUUAACCGAGAAUCUCUUCUGUGAUUUAAUAGAGGGCUUUAUAAAGGAGAAACUAUUCCCGGUGGCAGAAGAGUCGUGAACCAGAGACAGAUCUUAAUUAAUUGGCGAAAGCGCUAAUGGCAGACAAGGAGACAUUUUUAUACAGAGUUGUAGUGAUCUGGACAGCACUGCCUGACAGGGAGCUGGAAGUAAUUUUAAUCAGUAAUUUCAAAAUGCAAUUGGAUAAAUAAUUGAAGGGAAAAAAUUGCAGGGGGAAAAGCAGGAUUAACUUUUUCAAAGAGCCAGCACAGGCACAAUGGGCCAAAUAGCCUCCUGUGCUGUAUCACUCCAUGAUCAUUUCUAAUAGGUUUUUGUGUCCCAGUAAAAUAGAAGGUAAGUUUGUAGUCUUUGGGAGACUCCUGCUUUCUAACCCUGGUGAUAUGGAAACUACUAACCCAUUUUUAUCACGUGUUUGAAAAAAUCAUUCUAGUGCUUAAUAGCAGGGAUCUAUUGGGCUGCCUUAAUCCACCUUUUACCCUCUAAAUGAACUGGUGUCAGGACCUCGGGCGUUUGAACCCUGGAUGAGCGAUGGUGUCACUGUACUUCUGUUAUCUAUCAAAACAGGUAAACCAACAAAUUUACAUAUUGGAGCAAAACCUCAUCUGUUUAGACAGGAAUGUAGGCUUGAGAAACCUAUUGCCCAUUAACCCUGGUACCUGAAAUACAGGAGAUAUCUGAUCUGUUCAAGAGGGAUUGUUCACAAAAGAGCAAACACCAGUGAUUUGCCCGUGAGGCGUCCUGUUCUGUCAGUUGUUAUCUGACUGUUAUUGCCAUAACUGUAAUUUUUUUUCUUGAUGUGACAUUGUGUGUAACAAAGAGAUAAAAUUGUAAAUGAUGAUCAAA